AUGACUGCCCCCAUGGAGAGAAUUCAAAUUCUUGAUGACAUUGAAAAGGAUAUUAUUACAUGCCUGCAAUGUGCUGCUCAAGCUCUUCUAGAGCUAAGUAAAGAAAAGUCAGGUCAGAAACAAGCUGAGACCAAUACUUCACAGUUUUUAAGAACGUUAAGUCAGGUAGAAACCAAGCUCAGUGAUCAAAUUAACUAUUUGACUCAAGUAUCCACUGGGCAGCCUCAUGAAGGAUCUGGAUAUGCAUCACAAAAAGUAUUACAGAUGGCUUGGCAUAGAUUGGAGCAUGUUCGCUCCUGGGUAAAUGAAUUGGAUCGUUUAAAGGCGUCUCACCUGGCUGCUACAAGAACUGUGUCAGGAAACAUACAGAACGGUAACAUGACCUCUUCUGGAACAAGUACUUGA
This is a messenger RNA of Arctia plantaginis, 405 nucleotides long. The record is from the annotation of a GenBank genome assembly. Lineage: Eukaryota; Metazoa; Arthropoda; Insecta; Lepidoptera; Erebidae.